AGAUCAUCGGCCGAAAAGAAAGGAUUUGCAAAUGGAGGUGGCAAUAAUGAUGAUUCUCUGAACGACAAAAGGUACAUCUCGCCAUGUCUGAGUCUCUGUAUGAGAAGUUUUUAGCGCCAGAUGAGCCUUUCCCCCUCCUCUCCCAAAGAGCCAACCUCAGCGACGUGGGGACCCUGGACGUGAGUGACUUCGGCUGUCAACUCUCAUCUUGUCACAGAACAGAUCCUCUCCACCGCUUCCACAGUAACAGGUGGAACCUCACUUCCUGUGGGACCAGUGUUGCCAGCUCGGAGUGCAGCGAAGAGCUCUUCUCCUCUGUGUCUGUGGGGGAUCAGGACGACUGCUACUCCCUUCUGGAUGACCAAGAACUAACAUCUCUGGACCUGUUUCCAGAGGGCAGCGUUUGCAGUGAUGUGUCCUCCUCCAUCAGCACCUAUUGGGAUUGGUCCGACAGCGAGUUUGAGUGGCAGUUGCCAGGAAGUGACAUUGCCAGCGGCAGCGAUGUUCUGUCCGACAUCAUCCCGAGCGUGCCGAGUUCCCCCUGUCUGUUUUCAAAGAGGAAGCUUAAGCCCCACCCUCACCGCAACCUGGAUGAGUUGCCAUGGAGUGCCAUGACCAACGAUGAACAGGUGGAGUACAUUGAGUACCUGAGUCGGAAGGUGAGCACAGAGAUGGGCCUGAGAGAGCAGCUGGACAUCAUCAAGAUCAUCGACCCCUGCGCUCAGAUCUCUCCCACCGACAGCGAGUUCAUCAUCGAGCUCAACUGUCUCACCGACGAGAAACUCAAGCAGGUGCGUAACUACAUCCGAGAGCACGGCCCCAGGCAGCGGGCCAGCAGCACCAGAGAGGGCUGGAAGAGGAGCAGCCACAGCAGUGCCAGCACCGGCGGGGUCAGCGGCGCCAGCAGCAGCAACGCCAGCAUGGUCAGCUCCGCCAGCUCCUCCACCGGCUCCACGGCCUCCAACUCCGUCGCAGGUGGCACGGCAUCAGCCUGUAGUGGAGGCAGCGUUGCUAACAUUAGCAGAGCGCACAGCGAUGGCAACCUUUCCAGUGCUGCGGAACGUAUACGAGACUCUAAAAAACGUUCCAAGCAGCGUAAGCUCCAGCAGAAAGCCCUCCGGAAGCGGCAGCUGAAAGAGCAGCGGCAGGCCCGCAAGGAGCGCCUGAGCGGACUCUUUCUGAAUGAGGAGGUGCUGGCGCUGCGCGUGACCGAGGAGGAGGACCGCGGCGACGACGACCUGGACAUACUGAUGUGACACCAGUGAACCAAUCGGUGCUCCCUCUACGCCUGUUCCCUCCCUCCCUCCCGCCCAGCCGCUGCCAUAGAGCCCCUAGACCCUGCUACGCCCCAUCACCGCAUGCAUUAGCUUUGCUAACAUGAUGCAUUUUUGUAAGAGUGAUGACUAAUAGGCAGUAAACGCUUGUAGUGGCUUCUGACAUAGCUUGCUAACGCUAGUGUAGCACCACUUGUGCUAAAACUGCCAGCCGCUGCAGUCACUACUAAGCUAGCUAUAGCAAUAAUGCUAGAAAAUACUGUUAGCGCUUUGACCAGACAGUCCAGCCUGCUCGUAGCCAGCUCUAACGCUGCGACCACCUAGAAGCUCGCAGAUGCACACAAAUACACGCUACUAAAGACAGUUAUGUCAGCUUCGCACUGCUAAGACAAGGAUUGCUUCUAGAUGCUGUAACAGCUUAUAUCCACUGCUACUCAUACAGCCACCACCGGCAGAAGGACAGAUCGGGUAAGAGAAGCAGAGUUUGGCCGCAUUAUGCCAACGAUGCUCCGCGGGAACCAGGUGUUUCAUAACAUACAAGGGGGGGGGGGGGGGGGGGGGGGGGGGGUCUUUAUAUAAGGUGGCAGUAGUUUCCACCCAUCUGCCUACACUUGCAUCCAUACAUCAAACUCUCUUAAACUGCUGCAGGUAAUGUUACAGCACGAGUAUACACCUGAAGGCCUACAGUGGGUGGGAAGUGGGGCUGCUCGAUUAUGGGAAAAUAA
Etheostoma cragini (Arkansas darter) is the source of this 1999-nucleotide messenger RNA. It is a transcript of the gene fam199x, whose product is annotated as family with sequence similarity 199, X-linked. Lineage: Eukaryota; Metazoa; Chordata; Actinopteri; Perciformes; Percidae. The record is from RefSeq and is a predicted model, not a curated record. The transcript is spliced from 8 exons. Bases 84 to 1256 code for a protein of 390 amino acids.